AUGAAAUUAACAAGAUCUGUGAAUACUGUAAUCAAUAAUAUGGGCAAUUAUAUAAGCUGGUUAAUCGACAUGGGUAGUAGAUAUCUACUAGGAACAGCUCCAAAACCGAUUAAACCAAAAAUUUUGAGUAAUACGAGGCUGGAUAAAUUAGCUCAAAUAACUGGAUUAAAGAAAGAACAAGUCAAAGAGUGGCAUGAAGGUUUUAUUAAAGAUUGUCCUGCAGGAAAAUUGAACAAAAAAAAAUUUAUUGAAGUUUAUAAACAAUUUUUCCCAACAGCUAAUUCUGAAAAGUUUUCCGAAUAUGUUUUCAAGACAUUUGACACUGACGGAUCAGGAGAAGUGGACUUUGAUGAGUUUCUUAUUGCUAUAAGUCUGACAGCAAAACGAGAUCCGAAACAAAAGCUAGAGUGGGCCUUCUCUAUGUAUGAUGCAUUCGCUGACGCAUCUAGCAAUAAUCUAGUGAUAACAGUACCUGCAUUAAUGAGUAAAAAUGCAAUCUAG
Molecule: messenger RNA, 501 nt
Organism: Didymodactylos carnosus
Lineage: Eukaryota; Metazoa; Rotifera; Eurotatoria; Philodinida; Philodinidae
Source: the annotation of a GenBank genome assembly